AUUUAAACAUUAGUUAUAUGAAAAUCAUGGUCUAACUGUUUAUGAUCUUAAAGAAAGUUGUGUUUCUGAAGAUCGUCUCUUAUAUAUUUUACAAUCAUCUUCUGCUAGUGUUCUAAUUAUCAGUUCAACUACUCCAAUUAGUGAUCAGAUUUUAAAAUUGGCAUGUAAAUUCGGUCUACGAAUAAUUGUUCGAACUGGUGGGAAUGUGGAUACUAUCGAUUGUAUCACAGCACAAGAGCAUGGAAUUCUAGUUAUAAAUGCACCAUAUGGAAAUAUCAUAUCAACAACUGAAUAUACUUGUGGAUUAAUAUUAGCUUUAGCUAAACAUAUUCCUCAUAUUCUAUUGAAUUCCUCUUCUGAAUGGUUCAAUAUUAAAAAGAAAUCCACUGAAAGAAAUGCUACAUUUCGUAUCACUGAAUUAUCUGGGAAAACUUUAGGCAUCAUAGGUAUUAAUAAUGAAAUCGGUUCAGCUGUUGGUCAACGAAUGAAAGUAUUUGGUAUGCGUAUCAUUGGUUAUGAUCCAAAUCAUAAUUUCGAUAAUACUAAUUUACCAGAUUGGUUAGAUGCUGUUAUGGAAUUAGACAAUGUAUUAAGUGAAUCAAAUUAUCUUACAAUACAUGUUAAUUUAACACCAGAAACUAAGCAUCUUAUAAAUUCUAGAACAUUGUCUAUCUGUUCACCGGGCAUUAGAAUCAUUAAUUGUUCCAAUGGUGGUAUUAUUGACGAAAUUGCUUUAUUAGAAGCACUAGAAUCUGGGCAUUGUUGUGGUGCAGCAUUAGAUGUUUUUGAAAAUGAACCAUUAAUCCAUUCAUCAUCAUCAAAUUGCAUUAUGGGUAAAUUAUUACAACAUCCUAAUGUGAUUGCUUCACCUCAUUUAAAUGAAAUUAGUUGUGAAGCACAAAUUCGUACCGCUAUACAUACUAGUCGUUUAUUAUUAUUAGUAAAUGGUAAAUUAUCUAAUUGGGAUUUAGGUUUAGAAGGUGCUGUAAAUCUGAAUAAAUUAGGGGAACUAUUUCAUCAUGUAAUCAAAACUAACUGGUAUAAAUGUUUAUCUUCUAAUGACAUUAAAAAUCUUUUACAAUUACCUUAUAUAAUACAUUUAUUAAUGUCGAAAUUACUAUCGGAUAUGGAUAAAAAUAUAUUAAAUAAUUCAUUUAAUUAUACUGUAACUUAUCGAAUAAGUGUUGUUGUGCCACAAUGUAUCAUUGAUUGUCAUCAAUCAAAAAGUGUUCUCUGUAAUUUAUUUGCAAUUAGUUGUCAAUUAGCAAUGCAUAAACAUUGUACUAUACCAUCAGAUCAUACUAUUCAUCAAAUGAAUCAUUUCGACAUAUUAUCUUGUUUAAUUUAUCCACAUUUUGUAAGAACUAGUAAUUUUAAUCAAUUAACGAAUGCAUAUGAAGUGAAUUGGUCUUGUACACUUCAUCCACUUAUAAAUUCAUCUUGUUCCAUUACAUUUCUAUCACCACAAUCAACAUUGAAUACAAUUGAAAAAUUAUUUGAAAUUCAUUGUACUACUAUCAAUCAAAAACCAUUAACAUUAUGGUUAUUAAAUGUGAAUAUUUGCAUAUCAUCGGUACAUUCAUUAUCAACAUCACAAUGUUUAAUUGGUAUUUUAAAAGAUUCUGGAUUUUAUUUAUUAAAUGGAAAUAAUAUUACUAAUUAUGAUGUUAACAAUACUUCCUCCGAUACUAAUACUCCCACCAGUAGUAGCGAUACUAGUGAUGAUUCUGUACCAUUGAUCACGUUGUAAACAAACUAUCUGUGCACUAUUGACUUUCAUCUUGUCCAAAUUCUUCUUAUUAUUUUUAAGAAAUACAAACCCAGUUCUUUUUUUCUCAUUUCAGUUUAUCCAACUACUGAUGUAGCGUGUUUUAAUCACAUGUUUUUUUUCUUGUAUAGAUUUAUAUCUGUACUUAAUCUUAUUAUUAUUGUAAUAUUUGAC
Schistosoma guineensis is the source of this 1942-nucleotide messenger RNA. The record is from the annotation of a GenBank genome assembly. NCBI's taxonomy places the organism in Eukaryota, Metazoa, Platyhelminthes, Trematoda, Strigeidida, Schistosomatidae.